Chelonus insularis is the source of this 3063-nucleotide messenger RNA. Its product is annotated as coiled-coil domain-containing protein 39-like. The transcript has 8 exons. Lineage: Eukaryota; Metazoa; Arthropoda; Insecta; Hymenoptera; Braconidae. The record is from RefSeq and is a predicted model, not a curated record. Gene Ontology annotation, cellular component: axoneme. Gene Ontology annotation, biological process: inner dynein arm assembly; cilium-dependent cell motility; epithelial cilium movement involved in determination of left/right asymmetry. Bases 179 to 2941 code for a protein of 920 amino acids.
CUCCAAUUUAAAAUUUUGUAUAAAAAACAUUGUUUUCAUACUGACAGUAAUAUUUUUUAAGGUUAGAGUUUGUUUGCUGUCACUCAUUGAACUUGUUUCGUAAUCGUAUGAAUCAUUGAUGCAAUUAUUAUUUAUGCGAGAAUGAAUUUCUGUUUUUAAAUUCAUUUAAUUAAUUAAAAUGAAGGGAUCCUUGAAAGAUAUUUUAAAAGAUUUAGGAUGGGAUUCAGGUUUUCGAAUUCCCGUAGCUAAUGAAGAGAAUAAACAACUUGAACAAGAGAUUGAAAAAAAACUACAAGAGAAAAAAGAAUUGACUCAAACAUUAGACAAAACAAAUUCACGAGUUCAUGCCAUUGAAUUAUUUCUAAAAGAUAUUAAAGUUCUUUAUAAUUAUAAUCAAAAGCUUUUGACAGCUUGUGUAGCUCAAUAUGAAGCAGAAAAUCAUUUCGAAAAAUUGUCCCAACACGAUGAAUCAGCUAUUGAAAAGGAGCUUCGUUCUCUUGAAAAAGAGAAAAAAGAUACUCAAGAGCGAAUUGGAUCAAUGACCAAAGAAAUUAAAAAAUUGCAAGAAAAUUUAGAAUGUUUAAAAAGAAUUGUAUCAUUCAAUAAACAUGAAAUCCUUGAAUGUAAAAAGAUUUUAAAUCGUGAUGAAGAACAUCAGCAAUUAAUAAGAAAAUAUGUCAGAUUGGAUAUGAAAAAGUUUAAAGAGUUAGAUCUUAAACGAGAGAAGUUGACCGAAGAAUUAAAAAUUCAUAAGCAAGCUGUCAUUAAGGUAAUAGAUAAUAUUUGUGAAAAAGAAGUAGUAUUAGAUAGAACUGCUAAAUUUUAUACAGAAGCUUUAAAUACUCGUAAGCAAUUGAUAGAACGUUGGACACAAAGUGUUUUAAUUUUACGAGAAAGAGAUGAUGAUAUUCAGAAGAUAAUCAAGGAAAUUGAAACUUUAAAAACUGCUGGAGCAGAAAAAUUAAAAAUUCUUGAUGAAUCAGAUAGUUUUAUGAAUAAUCAAAUAAGUUGCAAUAAAGAGCUUGAAUAUGCAAUAAAGAAUCUGGAAAAAGCUCUUGUAUUAGCCAAAGAAAAACGUAAUCAAGUUGCAAAAGAUAUUGAUGAGGGUAAUUUGGAAUACAAAACACAAAAAAGAAUUUUAACUGAUAAUAGCUACAAGAUACAAAAUUUGCAAGUUGAAAUAAAAGCAAUGAAGAGAAAUAUUACGAAUGAAACGAAAAAAAUAGAUGAUUGGAACAAACAAAUAGCAGACAUGAAAGCAACUUUGAAUAAAGUCAAUAAUCAGAGUGAGAAUGUUCAGGACAGAAGAAAAAAAUUAGAAUCCAUGAUUGAGAAAGAAAAAAGACGUAAAUUUUCUUUAUCCAGCGAAAUUAAACGAUUCCAAGGCUUAUCUGCUCGAACAAUGAGUAAAAUUAGUGAUCGAGAGAAUGAUAGGAGAAUGAUUGAACUUCAAGAACAAGGAGAGCUGAAAAAAAUCGAACUUUUAGCUAUGUCUCAAGUAAAAGAGGAAAAACGACUUCAAGAGAGAAAAGAGUCAGCCUAUAAACUAGAUAUAUUGAUUGAAAAUUGUAAAAUACGACUUGGAAAAGGUACAAAGGAUGCGGGUAAAGAUGCAGAUGAAUUGGAAAGGAAACGAAAAAAAAUUGAUGGACUUCUAGAGGCCCUCGAUAAAAGGAACGACGUUUCGAAAUUGCUCCGAAAUCAUAUGAUCAAAUUAGAGAAUGAAUUAAAAAAAGCUCAGAGUACUUUAGAUGCAGAGAAUAAUAGAGUAAAGUUGUUGAAGGAUAAAAAACAAAAUCUUGAAUUGAUGAUGCAAGGUGGCGAGAAGCAAUUAAAGUUAGUUGUGCGUUUAAACGAAGAAAAACAAGUGGCAAAAAAUAUUCUAGAAUUAAAAAUAACUCAAGCAGAAGAAAUGAUGAGAAAUACAGGUAGUAGAGUUUAUAAUUUAGAGCAAUGUCUCUUGAAGAUUUGUACUGCAAUGAAGGAACGAAUAGCGGAAUUAAAAAUGUUACGAGAAGCAUUUAAUUUAAGAAAUAAAUUGGCUAUAAAUGAAUGCUCAGAAUUACGUGCAUUAAUCAAUGAAAAACACUACCAAACUCUCCACCUUCAGUCGCGAUAUGACAAUAUAAUUGCUACUUCAAAUGCAAAUAUUACUGGCGAUUCAUUACCAGCAACGACAUAUUUAAAAAUACAGAAUGCACAGUAUAAAUACGAAUUACAAGAAAGAGGAGACAAAUUAGAUGCGGCUAUUAGAAAAACUGAGCAAGAAAUUAAGAGUAUGGAAAAUACCUUGCGGGUAGUUAAUGCCUGCAAUGAAAAAUAUAAAUUGUCAUUAGGAACAGCGGAAGACGACAGUUCAAAACAGAUAAUACAAAGUCAACUUGAUCAUCAAAUGUUUCAAGCUUUAGAUGAACUAAAAAGAAAAAAAUCUCAGUUUAACACUAGUAAAAGUGAAUUAUCGAUAACUGAAGAAAAUUAUAAAUUGUCAUUAGAAGACUUAGAACAGAUGAAAGAGGAGAAAGAUAGAAGACACGAAAUAGUUGUUGCCCUAGAGAAGCAAAUUAAUGACCAGAAAGGGCGAUUAUCUAGAGCGGAUAUGAGGCUCAAGAAACUUUACAAGGACAUUCAGCGACUUUGUGAAUGUGCUAAUGAUGAUAUCAUAAUUUUACAAGAAAAGGAUAUUGCAACACGCGAAAUCGAAGAACAGAAUCUCCUUGGCCUUCAGCGGUUAACCGAGUUUACUAUACGUCACGUAGAAGCGGAAGUUUAUGUAAAAAAGUUAAUUGCUGCUAAGAAUAUCAUAUUACCUUGUACCCAGCAUAUCAAACCUUCUUCAUCACCUGCUAGUUUAUGUGAAAGUUCCAGAAGUUCAAUUUUAUCAUUUAAUCGUAAUAAAAAAUAUCUUCAAUCAACUGAAAGUAUUAAUCGAAGUCGUUAUUAAAUCUAUUUUGUAUUCUAGUCAGCAAUAUGCAUUUUUCAAAUUUUUUAUAUAUAUUUAUUUAUGAAACUAAUUAUUUAAUUUAUUGCUAUAGCUAAUCUAAAAUAAAAAGUCUAUUAAUAAUA